Messenger RNA from Melopsittacus undulatus (budgerigar), 3076 nucleotides. It is a transcript of the gene SASS6, whose product is annotated as SAS-6 centriolar assembly protein. NCBI's taxonomy places the organism in Eukaryota, Metazoa, Chordata, Aves, Psittaciformes, Psittaculidae. The record is from RefSeq and is a predicted model, not a curated record. The transcript is spliced from 17 exons. The coding region runs from base 33 to 1955 and encodes 640 amino acids. Gene Ontology annotation, biological process: centriole replication. Gene Ontology annotation, cellular component: centriole; centrosome.
GCGGGAGCUGCGCGCGAAGCUCGGAUCGCAAGAUGGCCGCGGAGAGGCUGUUCAACCGGCCGGUGUGUGUGCAAGUGCGAUGCCCGGGCUGCGAGGAGAGGAGAUUAAAUGUUCGGGUGAAUAUUGAGCUACUGUCAAUUUCUAAUCCUGUUCAUAAAAAGGAUUUAGCUGUUCGAUUGACUGAUGAUACCGAUCCUUUUUUCCUUUAUAACCUUGUCAUAUCUGAGGAAGAUUUUCAAAGUUUAAAGUCCCAGCAGGGUCUCCUGGUGGACUUCUCUGCUUUCCCACAAAAAUUUAUCGAUCUGCUUCAGCAAUGCAUUCAGGAACAGAAUAAAGAUAUCCCAAGGUUUUUGCUGCAGUUAGUUUCUUCAGCAUCUGUUCUAGAUCACACUCCUGUCUCUUUAAAUGUAGUGGAGACAAACCCUUUUAAGCACCUUACCCAUCUCUCUCUCAAAUUCCUACCAGGAAAUGAUGCAGAAAUAAAGAAGUUUUUAGCCAGCUGUUUGAAAUGCCUUAAGGAAGACAAACUGAUGUUGGAAGAAAAGCUUAGAAGAACUGAAGAGGAUCUUACCAGACAGCUGAGCUACACUCAACAGAGCUUGUCAGAGAGAAACCGGGAACUUGACAAACUGAAACAUGAGUGGACAUCACAUACUACAGCUCUAACAAGCAAACACACCCAGGAGCUGACAAAUGAAAAGGAGAGAGCUCUCCAGGCACAAGCUCAGUACCAACAACAGCAUGAACAGCAGAAAAAGGAACUGGAAAAUGUGCAUCAGAAAAGUAUUCAGCAGUUGCAGAACAGACUCUCGGAACUUGAGGUCAUCAAUAAGGAUCUAACAGAAAGGAGAUACAAAGGAGACUCCACAGUCAGAGAACUGAAAGCAAAGCUUUCUGGAUUAGAAGAUGAAUGUCAAAGAGCAAAGCAGGAGGUGCUGUCGCUGCGUCGGGAGAACACUACUCUGGAUGCUGAGUGCCAUGAAAAGGAGAAACUCAUCAACCAGCUACAGACACGUGUUGCUGUUCUGGAACAAGAGAUCAAAGACAAAGAUCAGCUAGUUAUUAGAACAAAAGAAGUACUGGAUGCGACACAAGAACAGAAGGUGAUCCUGGAGGAGAGCACAGAGAAAAAACACAAUCAUAUUGAAAAACUAGAGGCAACCAUUAAGUCGCUGUCAGCUGAACUGCUUAAGGCCAAUGAAAUUAUCAAGAAAUUACAGGGAGAUCUGAAAACACUCAUGAGCAAAUUAAAAUUGAAAAACACAGUAACAAUUCAGCAGGAAAAGCUCCUGGCAGAAAAGGAAGAGAGACUUCAAAAAGAGCAGAGGGAACUGCAGGAGAUGGGACAGUCUCUUCGAAUGAAAGAGCAGGAGGUUUGCAAGCUGCAGGAGCAGCUGGAAACCACUGUGCAGAAGCUGGAGGAAAGUAAGCAGUUACUGAAAACGAAUGAGAAUGUAAUCACAUGGUUAAACAAACAGCUGAAUGAAAUCCAGAUGACAAAGAAGCUGGAGACUUCUGCAAGUGCUCAUGCUGGUGUUAGGACUGCUAUCUCUCCUCAUGGCAUGCAUGAACGACCGUCCUUUCCCAGCUCAGGAAUCAGUCAUCCCAUUUCUCCUCUAUAUGCCUUCCAGAACUUUACAGAACCAGUGCACACCAAAUCCAUCAGUUCCCAGUGUCCAGGACCGAAGAUCCAGCUUAACACCCAGCUUCCUAAAAUGAAUCGAUGUUCAGAUUUGCAGACAGUGGCUGCAACCAGUCAUCCAGCGAAUAAGGAGAAUGGUGACAAUUUGGGGCUGGAUUCAAAGUAUUUCAAGAAGAAAGAUGACAGCAUUCCUUUACGAGGGCUUAGUCAAAAUACACUCAACUCAGAGUAUCUGAAACCCUACUUGCCUCCAAAAGCCACACAGUCACCGAAAGCUGCAGCAACGCCAGUGUCAGCUUAUUUUCCUGGAUAGCAGACAGGAUUCCAACAGUGGGAGUCCUCUCUUAAGCCCAGGGGGAUUUUUGGAUGUGCUGUAAUAAGGUAUUAGUAAAGUAUCAGUGUGAACUGACAAGAUUUUAUAACUGAAUCUCUUUUCUUUGCGAAAGAUGACUGACACAGAUGACUUCUCAGGAUAUAUGAGCCUAAGGGGAAGUUAAAGCUUUAAGCAGCCUUUGUGAGAACAAUGCUGCAGUCAGGUCCCUGAGGCUGUGCAGUGUCCGCUUGGAGAGCCUAUAAGUCUUCCUAAAACCCACCCGAGUGCACUGGCCUUUGUAUCAUAGGCAUUGACAAGUGUGGCUUUGUAGCAGGAGAGCUGGACACACUGGCAUUCCCUGAGAGAGACCAGGUCUCUUGUGCCAGUUCCUCUUGACUCUUUUCAGAGAAAGGAUGAUGCAAAUGGGAAGUGCUGGGAAUUGAGUAGUGCUGUCAAUGGUCAAGCUCAUAACUUAAUUUAGGGUGAUUGCUUUAAUCUGAAUUGCAUCCAGACUUACAAAUAAUGGAAUUAGUAUUAAAGAUGGACAAUUAAUGCACUGGCAGUUGAAAAUUGUAAUUCAGAGGUCUCACAUUUGGUUACCCUGCCUUUUCUAUUGAGGUCUCAGGGCUCUGUUCCACUGUGCAUAGAAGAUACCUGGUGAGCAUGGGAACAGUUAACCAGGGAGAGCAUCACAACAAGCUAAAAGCUACUUGAUUUUUACUAAUCAUCCUUUAACACUCUCAGACUGCAGGCAUUUAAGAUAGUUGGGUUUAGAGGGACUGAGUCUGUUCAGCUUGUCCUACUUCCUGGCUCCAAAUGCUCAAAUCCCCUAAGAAAGAGCUUCCUUCUGUGCUGUCUCUUACUCAGUGUAGGAUGCAAGUACUUGUAAACGUACAAAACACACCUGUUUUUAAUGGCUAUUUACAUACUUUUGUUGUUAAAGAGAUUUUGUACCUUUUACCUUAGUUAUUUAAGUGCAUCUAGAGGACUGUGUAUUUAAGUGGUUUGUUUUGCAGUGCAAAAUGUGUAUAUUUGUUUCUAAAUCGGCACUACUUUCAUGAUGGUCACUGGGUUUGGCAUGUGAAGGUUUCCAUGGAAAUAUUAAAUGGCUUUUAUUAAAA